This is a messenger RNA of Cornus florida, 1297 nucleotides long. Its product is annotated as anthocyanidin reductase ((2S)-flavan-3-ol-forming)-like. Bases 108 to 1100 code for a protein of 330 amino acids. The transcript has 6 exons. NCBI's taxonomy places the organism in Eukaryota, Viridiplantae, Streptophyta, Magnoliopsida, Cornales, Cornaceae. Gene Ontology annotation, molecular function: oxidoreductase activity, acting on the CH-OH group of donors, NAD or NADP as acceptor; anthocyanidin reductase activity. The record is from RefSeq and is a predicted model, not a curated record.
UUAUGUGUAACAACACUUGAAGGGCAUAUUCAUUAAAAAUAUUCUUUUUGGUGGUGUUUGGUUCGCGAGAAAGUUAGAGUGGUGGAAUUUUUGUAUUCAUCAUCGGAAUGAAGACGGCGUGUGUGGUCGGAGGGAGUGGUUUCGUGGCUUCUUUGCUCGUCAAACUAUUGCUUGAGAAAGGGUACGAUGUCAACACAACUGUUAGGGACCCUGAAAAUCAGAAAAAGAUUUUUCAUCUUCUAGCACUAGAGAAUUUGGGCAACUUAAAAAUCUUCCGAGCAGACCUAACCGACGAAUCAAGCUUUGAUGCCCCUAUAGCCGGUUGUGACCAUGUCUUCCAUGUCGCAACACCAGUCAACUUUGCUUCUCAAGAUCCUGAGAAUGACAUGAUCAAGCCAGCAAUCCAAGGAGCAAUCAAUGUACUAAAAGCCUGUGCAAAAUCCGGAACAGUUAAGCGUGUCAUUUUAACAUCAUCAGCAGCUGCUGUAACAAUCAAUCAGCUUACCGGCACAGGCCUAGUCAUGGACGAAGAUAAUUGGAGUGACACUGAGUUCUUGACAUCAGUGAAGCCACCUACUUGGGGCUAUCCUGUCUCUAAAACAUUAGCUGAGAAGGCAGCUUGGGAAUUUGCUAAAGAAAACAACAUUGAUCUCAUCACUGUCAUCCCCACUCUCAUGGCUGGUCCUUCUCUUACUCCAGACAUCCCUAGCAGUGUCGGUCUAGCCAUGUCCUUGAUCACAGGGAAUGAGUUCCUCAUAAAUGGGAUGAAAGGAAUGCAGAUGCUGUCCGGUUCAAUCUCCAUUUCUCAUGUGGAGGAUGUUUGUCGCGCCCAUAUAUUUGUAGCCGAGAAAGAAUCAGCUUCUGGUCGAUACCUAUGUUGUGGUGUUAAUACCAGUGUUCCUGAGCUUGCAAAGUUCCUCAGCAAAAGAUACUCCCAAUAUAAUGUCCCUACUGAUUUUGGAGAUUUCCCCUGUAAAGCCAAGCUGAUCAUCUCAUCAGAUAAGCUAAUCAAAGAGGGAUUCAAUUUUAAGUAUGGGAUUGAAGAAAUUUAUGACCAAACCGUGGCGUACGUCAAAGAUAAGGGACUAUUGCCAAAGUGAAGAUCUUCGUAGUUGUAAAAUAUUAAUGUCUUAUUUGAAGAUGGAUUAUGAUUUUCAAACCUAGUAAUAUGGAUACUCUGUUUGAAUUUUCGUUCUAAAUAGUAUUGUCCUUUAAAAAUUAAGGAUGUAGAAUUGCUUGGUUGUAUGCACCCUGAUAUAUUUUGGCCACUUGAUCAAUGUAUUUAGUAUUUGUGAAA